AUCUGAGCCGUCCACGCAAGUAGAUGUGAAAAAGGCGUCAAGGCGUGAUACCCCGGUAUACAUGUUUUGGCGCCGCUGUGUUUCACCAGCUGCGCGUUGUCCGAUCCCCUCGGCCUCUCUCUCCUCUCACUGUCUUGUUGCACUUUGCAGGCGAAACCCUAGAGUGCUGUAGGACAAUUUCUCAACAAUGGAUAUCGAGGAAGAGAUCCGAUCAAGCAUCCAGUCACUGCAAUUGGAUUCUUCAGAAGAUAGUAAUGAAGUGGCUUUUCCAGAAGAGGUUAAGGCAAUAGAGGUUGAAAAACCUGAUAAGCUGGAAGAAGACAGCAAGGAUGAGGUCCAGGCAAAUACUGAGCCAUUGCAGAAAGAGCCAAAAGUGAAAGAUAAGGAGAUAGCUGCUCCAGCUCCAGAAAAUGUCGAGGAACCAGAUGAAAAUGAUGAAAACAAGAAGCGGCACCUAAAUGUUGUAUUUAUUGGUCAUGUUGAUGCAGGAAAGUCAACCAUUGGAGGUCAGAUACUCUUCCUUAGUGGUCAGGUUGAUGAUCGAACGAUCCAGAAAUAUGAAAAAGAGGCCAAGGAUAAGAGUCGAGAAAGUUGGUACAUGGCAUAUAUCAUGGACACCAAUGAGGAAGAGCGUGUAAAGGGAAUAACUGUGGAGGUUGGUCGUGCACAUUUUGAAACAGAAACCACAAGGUUUACAAUUUUGGAUGCUCCGGGUCACAAGAACUAUGUUCCAAACAUGAUCAGUGGGGCAUCUCAAGCUGAUGUUGGUGUUCUGGUAAUAUCUGCACGAAAAGGGGAAUUUGAAACUGGAUAUGAAAAGGGUGGACAGACACGUGAACAUGUCCAACUUGCGAAGACCUUGGGUGUCACUAAAUUGCUUGUUGUUGUCAAUAAGAUGGAUGAUCCUACUGUGAAAUGGUCUAAAGAGAGGUACGAUGAAAUAGAGUCAAAGAUGACACCUUUCCUUAGAUCUUCGGGUUACAAUGUGAAGAAAGAUGUUCUGUUUCUCCCUAUAUCUGGUCUGCUUGGCUCUAACCUGAAAACAAGGGUGGAAAAGAGUGUAUGUCCAUGGUGGAAUGGCCCAUGCCUUUUUGAAGCUCUUGAUGCCACAGAGUUGCCACCACGGGAUCCUAAAGGUCCAUUCAGGAUGCCAAUUAUUGACAAAUUUAAAGACAUGGGAACCGUUGUUAUGGGUAAAAUAGAGUCUGGUAGCAUCUGUGAAGGUGAUAGCUUACUGGUCAUGCCCAAUAAGGCUCAAGUGAAGGUACUUGGCAUACAGUGUGAUGAAAACAAAGUGAAACGUGCAGGGCCUGGUGAAAAUGUCCGGGUAAAGUUGUCUGGGAUUGAAGAAGAUGAUAUAUUGUCUGGCUUCGUUCUAUCCAGUGUUGUAAAACCAAUAGCCCCAGUUUCUGAGUUUGAUGCACAGUUGCAGAUCCUUGAGCUACUGGACAAUGCAAUUUUUACAGCCGGUUACAAGGCAGUACUGCACAUUCAUGCUAUCGUCGAGGAGUGUGAAAUUGUAGAGCUGUUGCAGCAAAUUGAUCCAAAGACAAAGAAACCUAUGAAGAAGAAGGUUCUUUUUGUCAAGAAUGGUGCUGUUGUUGUAUGCCGCAUUCAGGUUAAUAACUUGAUAUGCAUUGAGAAGUUCUCUGAUUUUCCACAGCUUGGAAGAUUUACUCUUCGAACUGAAGGGAAAACGGUUGCAGUUGGGAAAGUUACUGGUCUUCCAACAUCUAAAGCUUCAACAAAUUUGGGAUGAAAAGAAUGCCAUUUUAUGAUAGGAAACGUCCACCUCUAAAGCACACUCGGGAGCCAUUGCACAUUCCGAUGCUCUUUGCAUUGUCGAGCGUGUUGGAAUUAUUCUGAACUCUGUUGCGUUUAAACUUCUCCAGUGGUGCUGAUUAGGGUUUUAUAUCAGUCAUGUGAAGCGUUGUCCAUCUGUGCGGGCUUUUAUAGAUUCACCUUAUUUAUUGAGGUUUUGAUUUUUCAUAUUUUGAUUCCAGUUUGACCUGGUUGUCCCUUAGCAAACCUCAAGCUUUACAGAUAUUGUUUUGUGAAAUCCUAAUUUGUAGUAACUUGAGUGAGUCAAAAGUACUUUAUGCGCACUCAAGCUUCUCCGUCUGGAGGAUGUCAAAUUAAUUGAAAAUUCUUCAGUGGCCCUUUUAAGGCUAUAGUUAAGCGAUUUUAAUAUUUUUGUUUUUGCAA
This is a messenger RNA of Nelumbo nucifera (sacred lotus), 2205 nucleotides long. Its product is annotated as Translation elongation factor EF1A/initiation factor IF2gamma family protein. Lineage: Eukaryota; Viridiplantae; Streptophyta; Magnoliopsida; Proteales; Nelumbonaceae. Gene Ontology annotation, molecular function: GTP binding; GTPase activity. The record is from RefSeq and is a predicted model, not a curated record.